AUGCGUUCUGCGCAACGCCCCAGCGAAAAGAGUUGUACUAUCCCUGGACCAGAGCCUUGGCCUCUUCUCGGCAAUAUACCAGGGAUCGACGCAAAAUCCCCGUGGCUAAGUUACAUGAACUGGAGCAAGACUUAUGGCGGAAUAUUUCUUACUACCGCGCUCGGGUUUAACACCGUCAUUAUUAGCGAUGAGAAGAUAGCACAUGAGCUACUCGAUAUUCGUUCUAGCAAAUAUUCGGCGAGGUUUUUUGAUCCGACUGGUACAUUCGACGCCUAUGGGUUUGAAAGCCUCACUGCUCUUAUGGGCCACAGCAACGAAUGGCGUACCCACCGUCGGAUAUUCCAUCAGCAUUUCCGUGCAGACGCAGCCCGGGAAUACCGAGAUAUGCAGCUGCACAAAGUUGCAGAACUCGUACGCAAUAUCCUAGCAUCGCCUCAGGAUUACCGCGAACAUCUAGAAGCAUUCGCAUCGUCAACUAUUGUAGCAGCUGUCUAUGGGUAUCAAGCUCGCCCUGUAAAAGACCCGCUCGUCCAGAAGAUGACGCACAGACUCGAAGGCAUCCUCAAAACGAUCGGAGUGGAGAAGAUCGUUGCAGUUAACUUUAUGCCUUUCCUUCAAUAUGUUCCGUCUUGGCUCCCUGGUGGAAGCGUCAAUGCCGCGGUCUGUCGAGAAAGCAUCGAGACGCUGAGCCAAGAGCCCUUCGCCAGUCUAAAUGAAACCAUUCCCGAGUCGUCAGUACCAAGCGUCGGGUACUCCGGAAUAACUCGUCAGGCACAGCUUCCCGAUGGCUCCGAAAACGAGGAUCAGCACCUAGUCAAAGAUGUAUGCAGUUCCGCAUUUGCAGCUGGGGUCGAGACGACUGCGUCAACCCUAUACACGUUUGUGCUUGCGAUGGUACUCCAUCCAGAGGCACAAGCGCGCGCCUAUGCAGAUAUAGUCAGAGCAUGCGGCGCCGAUCGCAUUCCCACGUUUGAGGAUCGAGAAGAUCUUCCGUAUAUCGAUGCCAUUCUACGGGAAACAGAGCGCUGGUACCCAGUCCUACCCUUAGGUCUCCCUCACUCUGUCAGCGAGGAUGACACCUACGGUGACUACUUUAUACCCAAAGGUACAACUUUCAUGGUAAACAUUUGGGCAUUAUGUCACGAUGAGGAGCGCUUUCCUCGGCCAGACGAUUUUCUGCCAGAACGGUUCCUUGCCGAAGAUGGCACCCUGGUCAAAGAGACGGUGGAUCUCGUCUUCGGAUUUGGGCGGCGUGUAUGCCCCGGUCGGCAUUUUGCAGAUGCGUCGCUCUGGGUUGCGAUAGCGGCACUUCUUUCCACGUUCCGCUUUGAAAGGGCGAACGGUGCGCAGGGCACAGACAUUCCAUUCGAUACAGAGUGGGCGUCUGGCGCAACUUUGUACGUCAUUUGA
Coniophora puteana RWD-64-598 SS2 is the source of this 1410-nucleotide messenger RNA. RefSeq names its product cytochrome P450. Gene Ontology annotation, molecular function: monooxygenase activity; oxidoreductase activity, acting on paired donors, with incorporation or reduction of molecular oxygen; heme binding. Bases 1 to 1410 code for a protein of 469 amino acids. Lineage: Eukaryota; Fungi; Basidiomycota; Agaricomycetes; Boletales; Coniophoraceae. The transcript is spliced from 11 exons. The record is from RefSeq and is a predicted model, not a curated record.